CCAAUAACUGCUGUGCACAUCUCAGCUGGCAGACAUUUAAAAGGGAGACAGUCCGGCGCUGUAGCAAUUUGUAUUAAACCCCCUGGCCCCUGUCUAUGGAGCGCUUAGUCUCCCACCCAUCCACAGUCCCACCAGUGCACAGUCGACACCAGUAGGUACCUAUCAUCUCGAAAGGUGCCGCAGUGAAGCUCGAGGACCAGAUCAUCGCACUUGUAGCAGCAGUGUUGCAUAGCAGGAUGGCCAACUCCACGCAUAUCUUCUACAGUAUGGUUUUCAUCAUUGGGCUGCUCUCCUCUCCGGUGGAUUCAAAAAGAAACAGAGGUUCACAAGGCGCCAUUCCUCAUCCUGACAAAAGCAACCCAAACGAAUCGGAGCAGCAACCGCAGACUCCGCAGGCGGGCUCGGGCUCUCGCCAGAGGCCGGGCUCAUCCUCACCCGCCGACGAAGUGCUGGAGUCCAGCCAGGAAGCUCUACAUGUGACGGAGCGCCAGUAUUUGAAACGGGACUGGUGCAAAACACAACCUCUCAAACAGACCAUCCACGAGGAGGGCUGCGUCAGCCGCACCAUCAUCAACCGCUUCUGUUACGGACAGUGCAACUCCUUCUACAUCCCCAGGCACAUCCGGAGGGAGGAGGGCGCCUUCCAGUCCUGUUCGUUUUGUAAACCGAAGCGUUUUACCACCAUGACUUUCACAUUGAACUGUCCGGACCAGCAGCCGCCCACCAAGAAGAAGCGCAUCCAGCGCGUCAAACAGUGUCGCUGCAUAUCCAUAGACCUGGACUAAAACACAGCGAUUAUGUGUGUGUGUUUCAUGUCUUCUUCUUCUUCUUCUUCUUCUUAGUGGACUUGAUAGCUGUCUCACAGCCAAGAAAUUGUGCUCGUCUCCAUCUGGAGAUAAGCACCGCACACGCUGAUACUUACGUCUCUCCUGUACAGCACGUGAGCCAAUAUGGACAUGCAACUUAAAACAAAAUAAUAAAAAAAAAACGUCAAAAGCAACUUGUUACACAUCACCAGACUAAAAAAAAGAUCACUGCACGGAAACUCUUACUUGGAAUGGGCAUGCUUUACGCACGGCUUCCUCGCCCCCACAGGACUGCAGAACACCGGUUUUAUUUAACUGCUCCAAAACAGUCCUUGUGACUGUUAAACGUCUCCGUCCAUCCUGCAUUUUACGCAUAUAUGUUUGCUAAACUGGAUGUUUCCACUGUGUGGAAUUUGAUAGGCGAACGACUUUAUUUGUAAAAGGAGAAAAAUGAUUUUAUUUCGAUAUUUCAAGAAUCGUUCAAGGUUAACCUAAUUGAUUUCUGUGAAUUUCGAAGUCCAUUAGUGAAGUUUUCUUUCUAUUUUAUUUUUUAUUUUUUUUGAAGUUGUGAGCUUAGUCAAAUAUAGAAACUAUGGCUUCUGAAGUUAGUUUAAAUGGAAGUGUACAGUGGUGGCUUAUACAUUACCGAGGUGAAAUAGUUGUAAAAUGUUAAGCCAUUUUUGAUGUAACCCAUUUGUUUAUUCAUUUGAUUAAAUUAUCCACGAAAACUAAAUAAAUGGAUGCUGGAA
This is a messenger RNA of Maylandia zebra (zebra mbuna), 1555 nucleotides long. RefSeq names its product gremlin 1b (gene grem1b). The record is from RefSeq and is a predicted model, not a curated record. Gene Ontology annotation, molecular function: receptor ligand activity; BMP binding. Lineage: Eukaryota; Metazoa; Chordata; Actinopteri; Cichliformes; Cichlidae. Gene Ontology annotation, biological process: animal organ morphogenesis.